This is a messenger RNA of Guillardia theta CCMP2712, 255 nucleotides long. RefSeq lists its product as hypothetical. The coding region runs from base 1 to 255 and encodes 84 amino acids. The record is from RefSeq and is a predicted model, not a curated record. Lineage: Eukaryota; Cryptophyceae; Pyrenomonadales; Geminigeraceae. The transcript is spliced from 3 exons.
AUGUUUGUCUUUGGUAUCGUCUACACGUACUACAAGAGGAUCUACUUGCCAUCUCGGCGUGCGAGUGCGAAUGGUAUAAACGGAGAGGAGCAGCAGGUCACUGACGAGGGCAUCCCUGUCGCGAUCUCCCUCACUCCAAUGCCUCAGUAUCCCGACGUGAAUGGGGAUGAUCAGAGCGUGCUUGCCAACGUACUCGAGCUGAACCCGCAGCAAGCUCACGCCUACUGCGGCCUAGACCCUCCUAACAAGACCUGA